This is a messenger RNA of Biomphalaria glabrata, 1085 nucleotides long. RefSeq lists its product as uncharacterized. NCBI's taxonomy places the organism in Eukaryota, Metazoa, Mollusca, Gastropoda, Planorbidae. The transcript has 7 exons. The record is from RefSeq and is a predicted model, not a curated record. Bases 495 to 1085 code for a protein of 196 amino acids.
CUAGCUUGAAGUGUGGACACACUCAAUGCCUAUUCUCUAUUAAAGAGAUCUAGAACUAAAUCUGUAUGAUUUGGAGCAAAGUAUAAAUUCGACUAAAUCUCUAGACAAGAAACGAUUAUAAAGAAGACAUUUGGAGAAUGUCUGUUAUUGUGGUUAUUUUCUCAGCCUUCAUCAGUCCUAUCUCAAGUACUGACGUUAUGCUUCAAUAUGAGUCAAGUGACGUCACUGGUGAUCAAAUGCCUGACCAGGUCAAUGUGACUUUUAACACAGAAACAGAAUCUCUAACCAAACUUAAUCUCAAGCGAUCGCGAUAUUUCAACCUUGACAUUCCGGUCUAUACUCUCGACAUGGAAAGUGAAUGAAUUUUUCAAAGGCAUAAAGUAAAGACUAGACCCAGAAAGGAUAUAGGCUUUUACCAGGAUAUUAAAAACAAGGCUGUGUUUGAAAUCCUAAAGUCUCCUGAGAAAUCGGCCAGCAAGAAAUAUAAAUUUAACAUGAAAGGUGAGUUUCUCAUGAACACCUCUAAAUAUCUCUUCGACUCUGAGAAAAAGACUACUAAAAAGCCUUGGAGAAAACCGUCUUUCCAAACGUUUUCCGACUCUAGAAAGACGACUUCAUCUCGUAGCACGACAACAUUCGACCAAUUCGUCUAUACCUUAGAAUUAGUGAACACCACAAUGUUUUCUAGGUUUGACUCACAAAAAGCUGCGCCAGAAGUAAAAAAAAUUGUGAGUAUGAAUUUCAUCGACAGAAGAGACGAGAAGCUUCACAGCUCAGGUCAGAACUCCAACCGGUCAACAUCGCGGUCAGUCCCAAAUAGCAGACAGCGCCGCAGCGCAGUGCAGAACUACUACAUUGACGUGGCGGCCUUGCUUGACUACAAACUCUACUCUAAGUUUUUAGCACUCGCUAACAAUCACGUCGCCACAGCGAUGCAGAAUAUUUUAGAGCACUAUGCAUUUGUGUUUAGUGGGGCCGACAUGCUGUAUCAAGGCAUCCAACACCCAGAAUACACGAUUCACAUUCUUCUGAGUAGAGUGUACGCUUUUCAGGUUCGUAUUUAUAUUGCACACUUUAGUGGCUAA